Molecule: messenger RNA, 818 nt
Organism: Branchiostoma floridae (Florida lancelet)
Lineage: Eukaryota; Metazoa; Chordata; Leptocardii; Amphioxiformes; Branchiostomatidae
Product: integumentary mucin C.1-like
Exons: 3
Coding region: 1-699 (232 amino acids)
Biological process (GO): negative regulation of BMP signaling pathway
Cellular component (GO): AMPA glutamate receptor complex
Molecular function (GO): protein binding
Source: RefSeq, a predicted model, not a curated record
AUGUACACCACCGUUCGAGCCAUUGUGCACCACCACCCCUCGCCCCACCACCACCACACCUUGUCCCACCACCACCACCCCUCUCCUCACCACCACCCCUCGGGCCCAUUACCACCUUGCCUUGGGGCCACCCCCACCACCACUCACACCACAAUCCCCACCACCGGCACUCCUCUCCCCACCACCAACACUCCUCUCCCCACCACCACCACUCCUCUCCCCACCACCCCUCGUCCAACCACCACCACCCAUCGCCCCACUACCACCGCCCCCACUACUACCGCAAUCCCCCAGCAGUGUGUGCAGGACGGAGUGGCGUACCCCGUCGGCGCCUCCGUGCCGGACACGGACGACGACCCCUGCACCUGCUGUUGCUACUGCUCCAGCCCGGGGAACAUAGUCUGCGCUGAGGUGAAAUCCCCCCGGAUGUGCUUUUCCCCCGAGCCGCCGUGCGUUGACGCCGUGUACGUACCCGACCCGACCCAGUGCUGCCCCACUGAUUACCACUGUCCUAACGGUCCGAACUGCGGGUAUGGAGGCCAGAUCAUCCCUGAUGGUCAGUCGAUGGACAUGGACGACGGCAUGUACUGUUCCUGUUCCGGUGGCGGCUUGCCAUGGUGUCGCCCCACCACCCCUCGCCCCACCGCCGUCACCCCUCGCCCAACCACCACCACCACUGGAACCACAAACAUUGCAUAACGUUAAUGUUCUUGCUUGAUCAUCGUCAGAAUAUACACUAUUGAAAGCAACAGAAUAACGUGUUUUGUUUUCAUGCUUUUCAAUGUAUAUUUGCAUUUAGACUUUACAUAAAAAAUCUA